This is a messenger RNA of Fusarium vanettenii 77-13-4, 1920 nucleotides long. RefSeq lists its product as uncharacterized. The transcript has 3 exons. NCBI's taxonomy places the organism in Eukaryota, Fungi, Ascomycota, Sordariomycetes, Hypocreales, Nectriaceae. The record is from RefSeq and is a predicted model, not a curated record. The coding region runs from base 1 to 1920 and encodes 639 amino acids.
AUGACACAUCAGGUCGUCCAAGGACAGCCCCCAAGGCAGCCCCUCUCCAGCUCCGAGUUCCGCAACCACCGUCUGGCCGCUUGGUUACACGACAAGGUCUCGCCCUGGAAUUCUGCCCAAUCCUCCGAGACAUAUGGGGCGCUCCAUGCACUCAACUUCCCUUCUAUUGCACCUCCCGAUUCACCUCUCCUCUUGGGUACCACCUCUGCAUCUUCCUGCAUUAGCGAUUGUUUUACAGAGCACCACGUAUCAGUGCCUCCGCCACUAGGACUCUCAGAUCCUGCAUUUACGUCUCUUAUGGGCACAGGCAUGUGGCUCGCGAACCUACCUUCUCGGCCGAAAAAGAACCCCGAAGCCUGCCACACCGACCCUUCUCCGGACCUCCGACCGGGGCGUCGCCUGGAUGCCACAUUUCGAGAAAGACUAUUAAACGAUCCCGAUUAUUCCGAACGCCCUAGUCACACGACACAAGAUCUAUCGUCGGAAGAUUACAACAUCCUCCUCAACCAAAGUUUGGACUCUAUCGCAUCUCUCAGUGGUGGUGAUAGUACUAUCCGACACCAUGCCGGCUCGAGACGGGCCUCCGGUGGUGGCACCCCCACCACACGCAAGCCAACCCCCUCACGAGGGGCUUCAAACAAACGAAAGACCCCGGGCGGGAAUCGGCAACGCCCCGGAAAGGCUCCCGACGAUAGCUCUGGGUCUGGAUCAGGAACCGGGUCUGGAGACGGAUCCGCCGCUAGUCACCAUCAGAACAAAAAGCCGAAGACGAGCGACUUUCUAUACCUAUGUCCCUACCGUCUAGUUUACCACGAGAUGAGUCCUCAGCAUAGUUUCAAAUCAUGCCAACCACCAGGAUAUAUAAGUGACCGAAGUAUACUCAAAAGGCAUCUAAGGGAUGUACAUGUCAGAACCAAAAAGAAGCCAGAUCUGCACCCUGAUUACUCCAUGGCCGAAGAAUUUUGGGACAACAAAGUGGUGGGGAUCUUUGAAAAGGCUUGCUCUAAGCGUUCCAAGACUGGAAGCGACAUGUGGCAGCAGAAGGAAACAGCUUUCUACCAAGAGAUCUGGAAAAUCAUCCUUCCCAAACAACCUAUACCAAAAUCACCUUUUCACGAAGUCUCCGUGGAAGAACAUUCACUGGUUGAUGAGGCAGUUGAAAAUGAGCAAGUUGUGUCUGCUCCCUCUGAAGAGGAGGCUCUGGACGUGACGGCCAUCGCCAUUGCUGAGCUCCUCCGCACAAGGCCGGAGUUAUCUCAGCGGUUCAAAGAUCUACUUCGGAGCCAGGAGGACUCCCUUCACUUGCCCCCUUUGACAGAGGAUACACGAUCACCAACACCUGCACCAUCAAACUGCAAUCAUGGUCCAAGUAUCAGUCAGCACUUACCACCACAAACAACUGCGACACCGCACCUCCAGGCGAUGACAAACCAGGUUCCCAUUGUCGGCACAGACACAAGCCAACAGGAUUUUGGGACAUUCGAGGAAAUGAUGGAAAGCAUUCAACCAGAGACACCCAGCAUAGUCUUCCAGGAACAUCCUCCAAAUACGGGCCCCGCAACCACUUCGCAACAAACGCGAACAGCCUCACGGCCCCGGGUGUGUGUUCAUUUCGACAUCCAGCCGCCCGCCUCCGAAAUCACCCUGAGGGUACGGACAGUGCCUGGACACAUCGGCCCCCAAAAUUGGGAGAUCACCGUCCCGGAAGGUCUGGUCAUCGAGGAGUACAAACAGCGCCAGAUAGAGCUGCCUUUUAACUUUGAACAACAGACGAUGCCUGGAAACCUUCAACAUGGGGUCUCCGGCUUGGACCCCAGGCUACAGGGCUCUGGGGAUGGGGGUUGGUCUGAAGUACCGAACAGUUCUACAACCUGGUUUGGAGGAGCUCAGGGCACAUGUUCAGACAACAACUAUUACUAA